AUGGCCAGCUCAUCUCCCAUCCAGCAAUGGACACCCUACCUGGACAUCCGCGGCGGCCUGCUCGAGGGCCCCUUCUACACGCCGGAGCGCAAUGAGCUUCGCUUCGUCGAUCUCGACUAUGAAAAGGUCUACUUUCUGGAUCUGGAGCAGGGCCCUGUUUCGCUGCGGGCGGUGCACACGGAGUCGCCUAUUGGGUUACAUGCUAAGAGAAACAGCGUCACGGCGGAUAUGAUCGACGACUCGGGGAAUAAUGUGCAGAUUGUGGUGGCGGCAAAACAUGGCUUUGCGACCCUGGACCGCCAAUCCGGCGCCCUGAGCUAUAUCCAUCGCACGCACACGUCGGAGCGAGAUUCUUACCGGAUGAGGUUCAACGACGGCGCGGUCGACAACCAAGGCCGUUUCUGGGCCGGCUCCAGCAUCGACCACAAAUACGUGCAGGGCCAGCACGAGGGCGUCCUGUACCGCCUCGACCGGGACAUGAGCGUUCACGCCAUGGUCCGACACAUGACGACGCCCAACGGCAUGGGGUGGAACGACGCCGACGACACCAUGUACAUCACGGACUCGCCGCACGGCAAGAUAUACGCGUACGACUUUGACGCGCGCUCCGGCGCGAUUUCGAACCGACGCGAUUUCCGGACUUGGGGUCAGGACGAGGGCGAGCCCGACGGCUUCGCCAUGGAUGUCGAGGGGUGUCUGUGGGUGGCGAUGUGGAGGGCUGGCUGCGUCGUGCGAGUCAAUCCGCACGGCGAGAUUGUCGGCAAGAUCUCCUUGCCCACGCGCUUUGUUACCUGUCCGGAGUUCGUGGGCAGCGAGCUGUUUGUCACGACCGCCAUGGAGCAGCAGCCAUACGAGUUUCCGGAGUCGGCGCGAUGGGGAGGAAAAGUGUAUCGCGUCGACGUUGGCGUGCAGGGGAAGCCACGGAAUGCCUUUCGACGUAGUAUUUAG
Molecule: messenger RNA, 948 nt
Organism: Talaromyces atroroseus
Lineage: Eukaryota; Fungi; Ascomycota; Eurotiomycetes; Eurotiales; Trichocomaceae
Exons: 4
Coding region: 1-948 (315 amino acids)
Biological process (GO): L-ascorbic acid biosynthetic process
Molecular function (GO): calcium ion binding; gluconolactonase activity
Source: RefSeq, a predicted model, not a curated record